Molecule: messenger RNA, 1000 nt
Organism: Rubroshorea leprosula
Lineage: Eukaryota; Viridiplantae; Streptophyta; Magnoliopsida; Malvales; Dipterocarpaceae
Source: the annotation of a GenBank genome assembly
AGCACAAAAAGCUUUCAAGCAGCUAUUCGCCCUCUCACAUAUAGUAGAACAAUGUCAGAAAAUUAAACCUGAAACACAAGAAGAACAUGAAGAAUUAAAGCAACAAGUAAGGAGAAUGCUAACUGAUACUACCACAAUCAAACCUUCAAAGAAAUUGCAUUUAAUAGAUGCGAUUCAACGCUUAGGCAUUGCUUACCAUUUUGAGAUAGAAAUUGACAAUGCCUUAGAGAAGAUACAUCUUGGUGGUGUUGAUCAUGUUGAAUAUGAUCUUCACACAACUGCUGUCUGGUUUCGAUUACUUAGACAACAAGGAAUUAAAGUUCCAUCUGAGAUAUUCAAGAAAUUCAUAGAUGAAAAGGGAAAAUUCAAGGAAGAUUUAAUAAAUGAUGUACCUGGAAUGUUAAAUUUAUAUGAGGCUGCACAUCUUCGCCUUCAUGGAGAAGAUAUCUUGGAAGAAGCUAUUGCUUUCACUAUCUCUCACCUUGAAUCAAUGGCAACAAAAGUAAGCCCUCUGCUUCAAGAACAAAUAUCCCAUGCCCUAAUUCGUCCCAUCCGAAAAAGCUUACCAAGAAUUGAAGCAAGGUAUCACAUCUCUCUGUACUCCAGAGAAACCCAUUUUGCUUCCUCUAAUGCAGCACUACUUAAAUUUGCAAAGAUGGAUUUCAACAUGGUGCAAGCAUUGCAUCUAAAAGAACUCAACGGAAUUACCAAGUGGUGGAAAGACUUGGAUUUUGCAACAAGUUUACCAUAUGCAAGGGAUAGACUUGUGGAGGGCUAUUUUUGGAUGAUGGGAGUUUACUUUGAACCCAAAUACUCCCUAGCAAGGACAUUUCUAACUAAAGUAACGGCCAUGACAUCCAUUUUGGAUGAUACAUAUGAUAACUACGGGACACCUGAAGAACUCGAGCUCUUGACCAAGUGUGUUGAAAGGUUAAAUUCUCAACUUUAAGCUUGAUCAUUUUAGUUAAAUCUUACUACAUUAUAAAAUUAUUAAAUUCUU